Monopterus albus (swamp eel) is the source of this 2134-nucleotide messenger RNA. RefSeq names its product chromosome unknown C15orf48 homolog (gene coxfa4l3). Bases 172 to 429 code for a protein of 85 amino acids. Lineage: Eukaryota; Metazoa; Chordata; Actinopteri; Synbranchiformes; Synbranchidae. The record is from RefSeq and is a predicted model, not a curated record. Gene Ontology annotation, cellular component: respiratory chain complex IV. The transcript has 5 exons.
UGAUGAAUGGGACUCCACUGGUGCAUUUCACUGCAGGAAGUUUUGUCUGACUACGUGCCUUUCAUCUCGUAUCACUUCUCAUUCAGCCCACAUCAGCUUUGUUUAUAGGACUCUGUGCGAAGAGGCGACAAUAAUUUCUUGACAAACGCAGGUAUUUGAGAAAUUUGAAAAAUGGGUGGAUUUUUCCGGAUGCUGGGAAAGAGAAAGGAGCUGAUCCCGCUGGUAGGGUUUAUGACUUUAGCUGCAACAGGAGCCACCUCUGCUUCACUGUACUUUCUGUGUACUAAACCUGAUGUUAUUGUGAAUAAGACCUCCAACCCAGAACCAUGGGAGAGACUGGACCCAUCAAAACCCCAAAAGUUCAUCACCAUUAAUCAGGAGUGGAAACCAGUGGAGGAGCUGGAGCUGGUGAAGAAGCUCACCAAGUAAAAAAAAAAGGUGGGCAUCUGCUAGAAAGAAACGCGGUGACUAUCCGCUUGCCCCCCAUCUGUCUAGCAGAAUCCUUUCUGCACAAACUAGGAUACUUUGACAGUCAGUGUGCGGAAAUGCUUCUGCUCCACUGGUGGGGUUUCACCCAGCCCAAGGACAUCCUUCCACAACAAUACUAUGUUAACAGACAUGCUACUCAUACUGCCAUAAAGUCUAAGUUAAACUUAACUCUAGCUGUCCGUGAUAACACCUAGAGAUCCACAGUAUAUUAAUUUUGAAUAUAGUGUGUUUAGUCAUAGUAGGUGUUGGUCAUAGAAACCCAGAAGCUAGUACAGUAGAUGUGAAUGUACAAAAGUGUCUGAAUGUGAAGAGACAAAAUGUGAACUUGGUAAAUUAUGUGAUGUACAUUAUUGGGAAUAUGUUCAACAUUCUUCACCAGUGUUGUCUUUGUUCUGAAAGGUUUAAAAGAGUAUAACCAUACAUGUGUAGGAAUAUUCAUAUUCACAUCUUUAGACUGAUAGUCUGGUCUGUACUAAAGAUACUAUCAUACUCUGUAUUUUUGUAAUUGCUUGCAUAUACCACGAAAAGACCAAAACCAAUAAUGAAUUGAUUCUACCAGCAAAUAUUGUCAUAUGACUCAAUGCUGUCUGCCACAGAUGUCUGCUGAGAGCAAACAAUUUUAUUUCUCAUAGUAGUAAAAGUACAGGUAUUGCUCAUAACAAUAAUGAUGGUUCUGUUGUAUUUAAGUGUACCAGGAUCCUAGAACUGAAGCAUCUGUAAAUUGAGCCAUCAUCAAUUUUUUUAUCUGCACCUGUGCUUUUCUUACUGUAACAUGUCUCUGUGGGAAAAGCAUACCAUUGUUCCCAAACACAUUCUGUGAUAUAUUCCCCAUUCACUUCCUCAUUUGUUCCUCUUGAUUCUUUACUCCCUUUAUAAUGGAAACAACAGUGAGCAGUAACAUUAGAUUUGGGACCAUUAUUAAUCAUCAUUGUUCAUCAUUAAUGAGAGUGCUUGAGCCAUUUAAAAGCAAUUUUCUUAUCUAUAAUGCAGAGCAUUGCACUGUGAGAUUGCCGGCACAAAGUAAUGUACAUACUACAGACACAUGUUUCAGUCCAUUGUUAGAGCCCCAGUUUCACACACUCAAAUAAAAUGGUGGACCGCAAAUGUAGCACACUAAACGGAGUGAUUUUGGAUACAGCAAGUUUACUUUAGCCGAUCCCACAUGCACUGUGUGUGCUGUAAAAACAGUUUGCUGGGACCAAACUGACCCCUCGCCGCCUUCUCCGCCCACCUCCUGUUUUCUCACCCCCAGAUCCCCCUCAGUGCCCAUCUCCACCUGAGCCUCUGGCUUUAAGUCCUCAGCCAACUUCAACACGUCUCAGCCACGGUGCCGUCCAGCUCCUCCUACCCCCACUUCACAACAGCAGUGAAAUCACCCUCUAUCUCAUAAAACCACAACACAUCCUGUCAGCACAAGAGACUGUGUACAAAUUACAGCUAUCUCUUACUGCUAUCUGUCAGGUCCAGGUUAAAAAGAUGAUGGCACUCAUGAAUGCUCCCAGGACAAACCAGGACCUAACAAACAAUAGAUUUCCAUAUCCCUGUGAUAAUAACUAACAGAAGGAGAAUGGUGCACUGAACUCAGUCAUAUAAUAAUAAAAAAAAAUUGUUAAUAAUUCCUUGCCAUGCUCAGCCUGCUCAGGGC